AUGGCUUGGCUCGGUGUGACAGCGCCGCCUGGUGAAUUGCGCCUUUACUUCCUCUGUAUCUAUUUCGGCAUAGGUGCUUCUGUAUGGGGGUACAACAUAGGUGUGAUGUCUACCGUUAUUUCCAAUCACGGCUUCGACAAUGCUACAGGCCAUAUGCCUUUGUUUAAGAAGGGAUAUAUCAUCAGCUCCUAUUACAUCGGGACCUCCAUCAGUUACCUCCUUUUGUCCCAUCCUCUCAGCGACUGGCUUGGGCGCCGGCAUGCUGCCCUGGUUGGAACUAUAGUGGUGUGUGUCGGCGCGCUGUUGCAAGCUAUUAGCAACGGUUCCACCGGUUUAGGCACAAUGAUCGCCGGCAGAAUCGUCAGUGGACUUGGCGUCGCGAUUGUCUCAACUUCUGUGCCGUUAUACCAGGCGGAGGUUUCUCCAGCGAAGAAGCGCGGCCACUUUGUGACGGUAAACCACGUUGGUUUUAUCGCAGGCAUUGCCACGGGUCUUUGGGUUGGGUAUUUCAUAAGGUUUUGGAGGUCAAGAGCUGGGGAUUUCUGGGGAUGGCGACUAUCCAUUUUGCUCGAAAUAGUCCCAGCCCUCAUUUUUGGACUCGGCUUGCCAUGGAUCCCCGAAACACCGAGGUGGCUUAUCGAGCACGGAAAAAAGGACAAAGCGCGCCUGACCCUCCAUUGGCUUCGAGAAGGUAAUUUCGAUGACGAACAGAUCAAUCGUGAAUUCAGUGCGAUCAUUGACGACGCCGAUGAGUAUCACCAUUCCGGUUUAAACUGGCUUUCGCUCUUCAAAGAAAAAGCCUUGUUUGCUCGUCUAUGGCGUGCUACCUUGCUGCAGUUCAUGGCACAGCUCUGCGGUGCAUCCGGCAUCAAAUACUACCUCCCAUAUUUAUUGCGAAGUCUCGGUCUGAGCAUGGAGACUUCUGUUAUGGUUACCGCCGUUGAAAUGACAGUCAAGAUAUUGUUUACCGUUCUAGAAAUGUUCAUAAUUGAUCGCUUCGGACGCAGAAACAGUCUAGCUGCUGGCUGUGCUAUCAUGGCUGUUUCAUUAUUAAUCAACGCUGCCUUGCCUAUCGUAUAUGGCUAUGGGGAAAACACAGCUGCUAGUGUCGUCUGCAUCAUUUUUAUUUUCGUAUAUGCCAUGGGCUUUUCCAUAGGUUUCGGACCUGUUACGUGGGUAUACAACACAGAGAUCUUUCCAACAUCGGUGCGAGCCCGCGGACUCAACUUCGCCUCAGUGGGCGGCUCUUUUGGUGCCACUAUCGUUACCAUGGCUUGGAGUUACGGGCUUUCUUUCUUGGGAAACUACAUAUACUUUAUGUUCGCAGCGAUUAACAUCGUCUGCAUUCCGGUUGUCUACACUUUCUUCCCCGAAACUAAAGGCCGCGGGCUUGAGGAAAUGGACGCAAUUUUCGGUGCCGUUGACAAGCCAAGAAGUGAUUCUGACGGCAAGUUAAAAAUAUCUUUCGUGCAAAGUCUCAAAGCUAAUCUAAAGUUAGAUGCUUCUGUACCUCUGUUACGGGAUGAUGAUUCCUACAGGGACCCUGAGGAUUUUGUCCCUGGCACAUCAAGAGAUGAGGAUCGCGAUUUCAGCCUCGUAGGAUGA
Messenger RNA from Colletotrichum graminicola M1.001, 1605 nucleotides. RefSeq lists its product as uncharacterized. The transcript is spliced from 8 exons. The record is from RefSeq and is a predicted model, not a curated record. Bases 1 to 1605 code for a protein of 534 amino acids. Gene Ontology annotation, biological process: carbohydrate transport; transmembrane transport. Gene Ontology annotation, cellular component: membrane. NCBI's taxonomy places the organism in Eukaryota, Fungi, Ascomycota, Sordariomycetes, Glomerellales, Glomerellaceae. Gene Ontology annotation, molecular function: carbohydrate:proton symporter activity.